AUGACAGCCUACGAUGAAAACGAUGUCCCAAUUUUGAAUUUCCACAACCCUGCACAGACUACGUACUAUCCUAAUGGCUUAUACACUUAUGCCAUGGGCAAUACCAGGAAACGUAGUAUUACAGAACAGAUAGGAACCACUAGAGAACAGCACCUUGAUCUACUGUUUCUUGGCUGUGGUGAUCUUAGAAAUGUUCUUUGUACAGUAUCCGAACUCUCACAAAGACGACCUCAUCACUGUCCCAAGAGUAUUGAUAUACACCUGAACGACUACGACCCCACGAUAUUGCCUCGCAAUGCAAUAAUACUCGAUAUUAUCGGGCAUAUAAACCCUGAUAUACCUGAUGAUAUGGAUUUCUUGUGGAAUGUCUGGUACAACAUGACUCUAUCCAAGUCUGAUGACGACAGGCUACGACAAGUUAUCACAUCCUUGAUAAACAAAGACCAGAAUGAUGGGAAUGGCAUUGCACUGCGAUUCCAAGACUCCAGAACUGAACAGGAAUGCUUAAGUGUGUGGAAAGACUGGCUUGAACUCAACCUGGACGUGGAAACCGUCAAAGAAGAAAGAAGAAGGUUUUCUGCACGAAAAAUGUCAAUCAAAACAAUGUGCCUAUAUGUAUUGAAAAACUUACAAAUACUGACGUCAGAUGAUCUUUUGGACGAGUCAAAUCCGUUAUAUCCCGAGAUAGAACAUUGGUUYAUGGAAGGUUCAACAAGCGCAACUGGAACGAGUGCUUCUGUCAUCAACCCAACUUUAAUCCGCCCGUUUACCCAUAAAUGGAAAGUUCACUAUAGUUCUUGUCCCUUCAAAGGGUAUUUUCCCUUCAAAAUGGCCGAUGUUGAAAGAUGUAAAUCUUUAACGUCUGUUUGUAAAGAGAUCCUCGCAUUUUUGGUGAAACAAUUUCAGCAGUUCAACAAGCAACACUCUAUGAAGAUUAGUUUAUGGUCCGGCGAUGCUUUGUGGCUGUGCACCAGCGGAUUACCAAGUGAAAUGCUGUUUGACGUCAUUGAUACAAGUAAUGUCAGUGAUCACAUUGGGUUGUUGAAUGUACUCAUCUGUUGUGGACCAAGAUUGAAAAGASCACUGCAAUCGCAGCUACAGACGUCAAGCAUUUUAUGGUGCAGUAUGUGCAAAAAUAUCCAAGAAUACUACGAUCGGUGUAUUGGUAUCAACACUAAUCUUCUACCAACUGUCCUUGGUUUACACCUUGCUGUUGAUUUGGACAUGGGAAAUAGGAAACUCCCCGAUGACGUCUUAUCCAACGAGGAAUGGCUUUAUUGGGUGAAAGCAGAGACUGUUAGGACUCCUCUUACGCUGACAAGUAAAGAAAGUGAUAUCAUAACAGCAUUAUGGUACCUGACAGAACGAUGCUUUAAUCUCAUCGAAGAGCUGCAUUUCGGUCAAAGGUACGGAGCUUCACUAUCAUCACCCCUAACCCUGCUCAGAAUAAUCCACCAGAUGGGCCCACUUAUCCAAGGAGGAGCUCCAAGGAUUUUCGACCUUUUGGAAACCAAACUGCCCAGUGGGUUUCACCGAGAGCAUGGCUUUAUGUGGAGAUUGGUUAAAUCCGUAGCAAAACAAGAUGGCGGUUCUGUUGUUGAGGUACAAGUCGACCGUCUUCAACUGUCAGUCACAGAAAUGUUUAAGGACAAAACUCCAAUUCCCAAGCUUGUUAUAUUUUCGGAAAAGCAACAUCCAUUUGAUGUAAAUACCAUAUUGUUACGCUAUAUACGUAUCGUUUUUAUAGCAUUUCCAAAUCUACCUAGUACGGAAAUCCUUCUAAGUGGUGGUUUUAACUCCUGCCCAGUCAUUAGCAAUAGUAUUCGAUUUAAUGUUAAGGAAGGAACCGUCACAUUUCACAUGCUAGAGAGCGACUGGAAAAGUAUUGAACCAGAAUCCUUGUGCAACAUCGUUGAGUAUAAAACUGGGAUUCCAGUGUUUUGCUGCGGACCUUUCCUUCUUUUCGAUGAUAAGAUUCGCCUUAAAUAUGUUGAUCCCUUGGCGACAUUUGGACUUCACGCUGUGCAAACAUUCUGCAUCGAAAAUGAUACUGCAUCAUCAAGUGCACUGUUAGAGAUUACCAAACUUGAAGAAGAAAACAGAUCUUACACGGCAGAGCUUGAAAUAUUUGAUGUAGACAAGUGCAAUAUUCUGAAUAUCAAAGACAUGAAAACCCACUUCACUCCUGAAACAUGUCCAACCGAGAUUAAUUUGCAUUUUCCUAGUAUUAUUGGGUGUAAAAUAACUUUCUCGUGUCCCGUCGUGUCGCAUUCUUCAAAGUUCCAAUUAUCUAAAAAGCAAAAAAGAAUAGUUUGUCGCAUUCCAAAGAAAGAACAUUGGGUGACUGGAGAAAUGGUGCUUCGAAACCCAGCACAAGUACCCUUUUACGCCAUGGACAAGUGGGAUACCAAGUCUGACGAUAUAAUAUCGAUUUGUGGUGCAAUGUUUCGCAGCGGUCAUGAUUUGAAACUGAAAUCUUUAAGGGCAACUGGUCCGCCAUUUUAUGCUCUUAGAGAGUCGAUUCAAAUCAUUCUACAAGUGGAGCUAAAAGAACAGUCUUCCCAGUUUGUGCAUUCUGUCGAAGACGAGGAUCACAUACAAAGUCUCAUCAUGCAACCUCGCGAUAUCCUUAGCAAGAUUGGUCUUAUCAUCAAAGUCAAAAAGCCCAUUUACAAGUGGAAGAGCAUACCUUACGCAAAAUGUAUAUUCUAUGAUUGUAAACAGCAUACUGAUAUCAUGAAUAUCAAUCCUGUAAAAGCUGACAAAAUGGCGCUAGACUUUUGGAAAGAAGCUUGUAAUACUCGGAAAGUUCAGGCAGUACAUAGAAUAAUAGCAGAACCAGGAGAAAUUGACCUGUUUCGUAGAAUGCUGUACAUCAACGCAGCCCGCACUGAACAAGAGAAUCCAGCGGUAUCUGUAUGGAAGAGUGCCUUUAUUUGUCCUCUCUACCCAAGGGAUGGUAUGCCUCAUAAGGAUGCAAUGGCGAACCUGGUGGACUUACAAUUGAUUCACAAGAACUUAGACUUACCUGAAGCCACAAAUGUGGGAGGAACUUUUCCACCGGACCAUACAAACCAGCGAGAAAACCUCGGUGACAAAACAGCUGAACCUGCUCAUUGUGCAUUUUGCCAGAAAUUAUCUACACAUCUUAAGAGAUGCAACAGAUGCAAUAAAGUGUCUUAUUGUAAUCAUGAGUGUCAGACGCAGCACUGGAGGAAACAGCACAGACAGUAUUGUUUAGUUUCUACUGAACGUGCACCAAGUAAAGGUUUAUGCAGCCAAACCAAAUCAAUGAAAGCAGAUCUACAAACAUCCCUUGAUUUGUGCUGCGCGUUUUGCAAAAACCCAUCGAAAGAUCUCAAGAAAUGCACAGGGUGUAAGAAAGUAUUUUACUGUAAUCGAGAAUGUCAGAAGCAGCACUGGAAAAAGGAGCACAAACUUGUGUGUAAUAAACGCCAGGGACAAAAUUAACUGUAUAAACUAUACCGGCCAAGAACGCUUGAAUCAAAUCUAAACGAUAUUGUCCUCAAAAGGAAUGUCCCUAAAUGCAGGUUUUACGCUCUGCUAAAAACGACUGAUUCUUCAUUUUGAAUUGGUUUAUAACAGUGGCGUAGCGAAAAAAAAGAAUAAAAUAUUUAAAAAAAUAAUGAUAAACAAAUAAAAAAAGAAUCUUUAUCAGUGCCCCUUUCAUCCCAGGACUCUUAGCUUCAUGCA
Exaiptasia diaphana is the source of this 3714-nucleotide messenger RNA. RefSeq lists its product as uncharacterized. Gene Ontology annotation, molecular function: DNA-binding transcription factor activity, RNA polymerase II-specific. Gene Ontology annotation, biological process: regulation of transcription by RNA polymerase II. Bases 1 to 3471 code for a protein of 1156 amino acids. Gene Ontology annotation, cellular component: nucleus. The record is from RefSeq and is a predicted model, not a curated record. The transcript has 15 exons. NCBI's taxonomy places the organism in Eukaryota, Metazoa, Cnidaria, Anthozoa, Actiniaria, Aiptasiidae.